This is a messenger RNA of Macadamia integrifolia, 1910 nucleotides long. RefSeq lists its product as uncharacterized. Gene Ontology annotation, biological process: RNA processing. The transcript has 3 exons. NCBI's taxonomy places the organism in Eukaryota, Viridiplantae, Streptophyta, Magnoliopsida, Proteales, Proteaceae. The coding region runs from base 699 to 1877 and encodes 392 amino acids. The record is from RefSeq and is a predicted model, not a curated record.
UGCAUUUGUCUCAUCCUUCAGCUAAUCGGCUUGUGUUGUGUGCUUGUUGGGAAUUGUUACUGUUCCUUGUAUCGUGAACCCCUGCUGGACGUUGUUGUUGUCCUCCUCCUCUGGAACCAAAAUGCCUUUGAUCUGUGAUUGGUAAAGAUCCGUUUUUUUCUUUUUCUACGAGUUUUACUGGUUUUGAUUAUGAUGAAUGUAAUAGGGUUUUAUGGACUAUAAUUGGAUUGAUGGGUUGUUUUGAUUGAGGGUUUCAUGCUUGAAUUUUGUUGAUCUUUUUUUUGAAUUUGUGAGGUGAAAUGCCUUGUAAUGAUCUAGAGUUGAACUUCUUAACUGCUUCUGAGCUGGUGAUCCCUUUUUUUUUUAUCAGGUUUCGGUCCAAACGAUCAGUUCCGAUCAAUCUUACAGGUCGGUCACCUACCCUAGAUAGAGGACUCCCCUACCCUCUUUAAGUCGAGGACCCUUUUCGGCUCUUAGUAUUCUCUACUUCUCCAUCAAGGGCUUGGAGUCUUGGACAGGUCUUGUGCAAUGGCAAUGUGGUGGCAUCAGCACAACCAUGGGCAUGACCGUGAGAUAGGGGAAUGGGAAUCUCCCCUAUAACCCUUGAACCUAGCAGUCGUAGUUGGGGCGAAGUGAUGCUCAGGUUGGGUUUUUGAUUGAAUUGGUGUAUAAACGUUGAGAGUUGAAGGAAUACAGUGAUGGGUAAGAGAGAAGGAAACAGAAGGGGUCAGACUCCAUCAUCUUCAGUUCAUCAAGGUAUGCUGACGCUUAGAGAGGAAAGCGGCGGUAGGAAGCAAACCAAAGGAGGAUCCAACAAUGUCAAGUCUAUACUGAAAAAGCAGCAUUUGCAGAAUCUCUCACUAUGGGCUGGUGGAGAAGUGUCUAUUCCAUCGAUGGGUGCUCUCUUUGGGCACCGUUUGGCCGAUUGUGCAGAGGCCAUGGGGACUCCGGUUGAUCCUUCUUUGUUUCUUUGCCAGAGAUGUGAGACUAUUCUUCAGCCUGGCUACAACUGCACUAUCCGAAUUGAAAAGAAUCGUGCCAGGGUACGGAGACGUCAUAAGAAACUGAACAAUCCAACUCAGAACAAUGUGGUUUAUACAUGCCACUUUUGUUCACAACGGAACCUGAAGAAAGGGACACCAAAAGGUCACAUGAAAGAGAUCUGUGUCUCGAGACCUAGACCAGCUUCUGAAUUGGAACGUGUCAACUCUGCUCCACAGGAGUCUACCAUCUUGGAGAAGGGAAUAGAGGGGAAAGAGGGUAAUAACAAUAUAGAGGAGUCCAUAUCCUUGGAAAAAACAUCCAUUUCAGGAUCAGAAUCUGGGAACCUGAAAAAAGGGGCACCUAAAGGUCACAUGAAAGAGAUCUGUGUCUCUAGACCUAAACCAGCUUCUGAAUUGGAACGUGUCAGCUCCGCUCCACUGGAGUCUACCAUCUUGGAGAAGGGCGUAGAGAGGAAACAGGGUAAUAACAAUGUAGAGGAGUCCAUAUCCUUAGAAAAGACGUCCAUUUCAGGAUCAAAGUCUGGCAGUCCAGAGGCUUUUCUAGCAACACAUGAACAGAUUGCGCUGGAAAAUAUUCCAAUAACGCCGUUGGUGAAAACCAGUCGUUCCCUAUUGGAGGGGAAGGGGAAGAAGAGAAAGAAGAAAGGACCAGGUUCUAACCAGGCAGGUGGAUCCGAAUGCAAUUCUGCAACUGCCGAUACAGAGGGAGCAGCCAGUGGCUCAAGUAAACGAAGGAGAAAAUCCUGGACAACACUGAAGGAGAUUGUCGAACAUAGUCAACUAGAGAACAACCACAAAAUCACUAAUUUGUCUAUUCCUUUCUUUUUUGUAGAUGAUCAUGUAUCCUACGGUAUUGUAGAUGGGAAGAGUUAGAAUCUAAUACAGUAAUGACCAGCAUUGUUAGCA